Molecule: messenger RNA, 1200 nt
Organism: Truncatella angustata
Lineage: Eukaryota; Fungi; Ascomycota; Sordariomycetes; Amphisphaeriales; Sporocadaceae
Exons: 4
Coding region: 1-1200 (399 amino acids)
Source: RefSeq, a predicted model, not a curated record
AUGCAGCUAGAUCAGAACAGCAAGGACAGGCUUGCCACGGCCAUCGUGUGCACCGUUCUCGUUAUAUCGUCCAUUCUACUGCGUUUGUGGUGCAAAAUAUCGUUUCGUGCUGGCCUUCAUUUAGAGGAUUGGUUGAUGCUCAUGGUAAUGUUUGCAUACGUAGGUGCUAGCGCUGUUGACAUCUGGGGGCUUUUCAAAGGGGCAAGUGGCAAGGAGAUUACUGAGAUCGCAGCUGCGUUGCUCUUGAAUCCAUCUCCUGAGAAUGCUGCUACUCUGGAAAACUAUUUGAAGGUAACAAUUUCAAGUCGCCUCUUAUCACACUACCACCUAAGAGCUACUAAGGAAGUCAAGGCAUUGUUUAUCGGCGCUUUCAUUUCACCUAUAGGACUCACCUGCAUCAGGAUUUCAAUUUGCCUCUUCUACAUGAGGAUCUUCUCAACCAAGGCGUUCCGUACCAGGUCUAUGAUAGUGAUCUGUGUGAGUAUUGCGUGGUUGAUUUCAGCAUUUGUUGUGAGCCUUUGCUUCUGCUUUCCGCUUGAGAAAUUCUGGAAUCCAAUCAAGCCUGGGCGCUGCAUUGAUAUAAAUCUGUACUUUCUCCUCAUCGGUGUUUUCGAGACCGUGCUCGACACUGCUGUCCUUGCGCUCCCAGUAAGAGCCAUCUUCAAGGUCCAACUGCCCUUGAAAACGCGACUCCUCGUAUCCGGUAUCUUUCUGCUAGGAAUCUUCGCUGUCAUCACUAAUGCAUUGCGCAUAUCUCGUAUUUAUACACCGCACAGUAUAAAUGUAUCGUUGGGCCAGGCGACAAUAUGGACUCAUAUUCACUCUGCGACGGCGGUAGUCUGUGCCAACCUACCGAUCUACCGACCGCUUACCAGAAGGCUCGGCGAGCUCAUUGGCGAGGUACGAUCUUGGCUUGGCUCUUCAAUCACAUCAAUGCGCAGCAAACAACGACACACAAUUGAGGAGUCUGAGGGCAAUUUUGAAUCGUCUUUCCAGCUGGCGAGUAUGAGCCCUCGUGCUGGGACUGACAAGAAGGAGCCGCUGUUCCAAGGUCCAGUAGAGUCUACGCCUUCACGCACUGCACUGAAUCCUCACGAGGGCAUGAAUACAACUACAGCCUGGCGAAGUGACGCGUCCAUGGACUACCAAGCCGCUCCUCCGCAGAGCAUCAUGCAUACCAGGGCAUACGAAGUUGUAUGA